GUGUAACACAGGGACUGACCGUAAUUUAAAACAAGAAAGUUUUUACCUGGUAGCCAACAUGGUAGAUGUUAUAUCCACCAGUCUACUAUAUAUUAACCAGUUUUAUGAUUAUUGACAAUUUUCGAAGGGGCAGCACACAGAUUUGAUAUGGUAUGAUUUGAUUUGAUAUGGUAUGAAAUUCCAGGCUGGUCUGUGCUAAUUUUUUUCAGAAUACUAAACCCGGAUUUCGUCAACUUGCAAUCAACGAAACCAUCAUGGAGGCGACUAGUUUUACUGUUCGAAAAAAUAAAAAAACUUUACCUUUUUCAUAUAACAUUGUCCAUGCUUGUACUUGUUAUUUCCUGUGUUGUCUUAAUUUCGAAUUACUUAACACGGUUAUAACUACUCGUAUUAUUAACAUCGAUACUUUUAAUCUUGAAAAUAGUUUUCACCGGAAAUAUGGCGUUAUUACUACAUCUUCUUGGUUCAACAAUGGUGGUCACCCUAUCAAGGAAGAUAAUGAAACUGUUACAGCUGUGGUGCCUGUAGGCGAAAUUCUAACCAUUUACCUAAAUGUUGCUGCGGUCGAAGAGAUGGACAUUUAUUAUACUGUAAAUGAUGCACCACCAUUAAAAACACCUUCUAGAUUCAGAUGUUCAAGGCUCAAGUUAUUUCAAAGGUCAUGGGCAUACAUUUACCUCGAACCGUUCAACAAAAUAAUCAAAAUUAAGAAAGAUCAUUUCAAAAUGAAACUUUGUCCAAGUCCAGAUGGAUACGGAACUUACAAGUUUUUUAUACGUCGACAAGUUUUUAACAAGGCGUUGAAUAAAUCAGAGACAAAUGAGUUUCAAUAUUCUACAGUGUUCGACGUCUUGGCUGAUAAAUCACAAAUAUUUGAUAACAUGUUCUUUACUGUUUCGACAAUUAAUAAUGGACCCCUGAAAUUGAAUGAAUCUACUGCUGGGCAUAUUCUAGCAGAGACCAGAUUUUUGUGGAUUAUUGAUCUUAUCGUUACUGUAGCUAUCGGAUUUGUGGCUUUCGUCAUGGCAUUAUUGAAGUCAAAUAUAAUUUCUUUGUUGUUAUUCGCUUAUUAUCAGUUGCCUGAACCCCGAAAUACUCAUUUCUCAAGUGUAAUAGUAUACCAUACGGGUGUUGUAUACUGUGAAUACAAAAUAACAAAAUUUCAGAUUUUAAUUAUUGCAGUUUUCCCCAACUUAUUAAGGCAGUAUGUGACGAACAUUACAUUACGGGAAUGUCUUUUAUAUAUUGGUAUAGCAUAUGUCUUUUACUUUAUAUUUCUGAACCAUGUAUUGACUUUUAUGUGUUAUGAACUAGUUCCAUGUGACAAUCGUGAAUCGGAAGCAUUGGGUGGAAUUCCUCCCUCGGAUCAGAUUGUUAAAGUUUAUGAUAUUUAUAUAUCUUAUUCUGAUCGCGAUAUUUUAUUCGUUAAAGAAGAAAUUCUACCAGUUUUACAGAAAAUUGGGUUGCGGGUAUUUUUUCGACAUCACGAUGUAUUGCCCGGAAAGUUAAUUUUAACUGAAUGUGAAAAUGCGAUUUGUUCGAGCAAGGCUUUUAUCGCAGUUGUUACUGACAGAUAUCUGAAAGACUACAGUCGAAAUAACUUCGAAUUAUCGCUUUUAAAAAAUGUCUUGAACAAAUCUGAUAUUCCAGAUAGCAAUCUGCUAAUUAUGAUUUUCCCGACUUGUGCUUGGAAUGAGCAUAUAUUUGAUAAACAUACAAUAAUUGCUAUUGCCAGUGAUACCGUUUUACACGAUGACGAGAAAUAUGAAAUUGGUUUAUGGCUAAAACAAAUUGAUGAUGACUUUAAUGUCCUCGCUAUAGAACAUGGUUAAAGAUGUACUACGGGGGAUUUAGAUAAAGAGCUGGCCGUACUUGUCAUAAUAGAUCCAAAUUAGAUCACGAAAAAUUAAUAUAUUGAAAAUUUCUGUCAAAUUACUGAUUAUCUGUGACGUUACCUGUCUUUUAAGUCUUGACAAAAAAAUAGACAUUGACAUUGCUGAUUGUGAAGUACCAUUGCCUCGAUAACAAAUGAAGUCUGGAGUUUUAUUCCUUUGGUCGGUAUAGUUUCCAUGAGUGCCCGUCACCUUCUCGAUUAACGCAGACAUGUCGAACAUAAUCUAAUCUAAGCCAUGAUUUCACAUUGGAAGCUUCCUGAAUAAGGAAUAUUGGUAAAGGGCCUGCAACGGAGAAUCAACACCAGCAGUAGAUUCAUUCUGAUUGACAUACAAGACCAUAGAAAAUAACCCGUUUUCUAUGAUUCACUUACUAUUUUGCAGUCUGCGCACCCCCAAACCCUCACCUACCGCCAUUUAUUUUAAUGCUAAUUCUUCUUGAUAUUUAUAUAACAGCCUGAGACCAGGACUCAAGGGGAGAUAAUGAAGUGUUUUGUUUUCUCUGUUCAGUUUAAGAUUGUGAGUGUAGCUGUUCCUGGUUUAAAUAAACACUAAAUAAUAUUUAUGUUGUCAUUACCCCAAACAACACAAUAUUUAUACCCGAGAUUUUCAUUUUUCCUAUAGUUUCAAUACCAGUCUAGAUUUAAGUAAAAAUUACAAGAAACAAUUAAUUGAUUGCAUUGUAUUGUAUAUUUCCAUCUCUACAUGGUCCAUAAU
Molecule: messenger RNA, 2609 nt
Organism: Patella vulgata (common limpet)
Lineage: Eukaryota; Metazoa; Mollusca; Gastropoda; Patellidae
Exons: 2
Coding region: 255-1832 (525 amino acids)
Biological process (GO): signal transduction
Source: RefSeq, a predicted model, not a curated record